AAUAUGAACACAAAACAGCUGUUCGCACGUCCUGUGCAUGAAAACCAACACACUUUGGUUGUCCAGAUACGCAGAGAUCAACCGGGUCUAUUGGUGGUUAAAAAUCGAUCUGGUGCUCACAGCCAGCAACAACAUCAUCUGUUAGCUCAUCCGCAUGUACACGCUAAUUCCCAAUCAAACGCAGUCUCACUGCCACAAUACGCACGAGACUUACGUGCCCAAAGUCCGAUUGGUCCAACAUAUUUCAAGCCUUUGCGCAAGCCCUUGAAGGUUAAGUUGACUAAUGCAAGAAUUAAAAAGCCUUUUAUGUACGAUAAGCCAACAGCAGGCAUUUAUAGCAAACUUAAAAGUUUACCGCUAGAGAUACAAAAUAUUGACAACGCGGAACCCCUCGCACCCAUUUAUACGGUAGCUGCUCCAAAUUUGGCAGUGCAACACCAACACAUAAGGCAUUUGGAACAUGCAAGCUCUUUACCUUCACGUGGGCACACAACCAAACUAAAAUAUACAUCUUCUAAAAGCAGCUAUUCUAGCGUGCAUGAGAAUGAAACAAAUGAUCAAACCAUCCGGGAUCCUAUUUCGGGCUCACAAAGAUUUAUUGCUCCAGAUCUAGAUCCCUCACUGAAAACGACUAAGCUCAAGCAUCCCACGGAAAGUUUUAAUAUACCUAGUAAUAACAAGCCGCUACCCUCAGAUGUACUAAACAAUCAUCUGCAUGCUCAGCCGCUGGUACAUAUACUAAGCGAUCAAACUGCCCCGCAGACGAUGCCAAUGUAUCCCAUUCAAUUUACACCGGUAGCAGCACAACCAAUCAUAGCAGCGGAUCAUAUGCCCAUUUACAACCCAGCAUAUUUAGUAAGUCUAUCCAAUCAGUUAUACACAAAGCAUAAGCAGCAGCUCUUCCAACCCAACACGGAUCAUGGCAGUGUAGUCAAAACUGGUUAUGUGAAUACAGAUCUAACUCAGGUUGUAGCAAGUAAUGGUCAAAUUCUUCAGGCAGCCAAAGACCCACAAAAGAAUAUUCAUCCAGUGCUACAAGGAGCCCCACAAUAUGAAGCACUUGUUGCUCCUUCAGCAGCGCAAAGACAGACUGGGCUGCCGAUCACGGAAUCAUCGCUGACUUUGACAAGUGCCAAGGAUGGUGGAUUUAUCGUGUCCAACUUUUAUAGCAAUUCACGCGAAUCUUCGGCAUAUGCCGAUAAUAAAGCACAUCGACAGCAUCUGGAAACUGACCCAGCUGCCUUUGAACUUCAAAGGCAGCAAGACUUACCGCAGAUAUAUUUGGAGCAUGUGCAUUUACAUGACCAAGACCAACUCCCUUUGAGGGAAUUGUAUAUUCAAACAAAGUCACCGGAGUCCACAGAAACAUCUUUUGAGAAUAAUCAGCGGCUGAUAAAUAAACACCUUGUUGACCAUACACCCUUGCGAAUUUUUGUGCCAGAUGAAGAAACAACCUUUGAAACGCAGCGUAAACAAAAUCGGUCAGAUGGAGCUUAAAAUAUUUUGCUGGCAAUAAACAUUAGCAAGGUUUCUGAAAACGUUGCAGGAAAAAAAAAAUCACGGAAU
Messenger RNA from Drosophila busckii, 1566 nucleotides. RefSeq lists its product as uncharacterized. Bases 4 to 1497 code for a protein of 497 amino acids. The record is from RefSeq and is a predicted model, not a curated record. Lineage: Eukaryota; Metazoa; Arthropoda; Insecta; Diptera; Drosophilidae. The transcript is spliced from 3 exons.